Molecule: messenger RNA, 1616 nt
Organism: Stylophora pistillata
Lineage: Eukaryota; Metazoa; Cnidaria; Anthozoa; Scleractinia; Pocilloporidae
Source: RefSeq, a predicted model, not a curated record
CGUGCCUCAAUGACUGCUUGGUUACAAAAUAAGUAGGAAAACAAGAUGGCGCUGCGACAAAGAAAGUUAUUUCUCAAAGGGAUCUAGAAUUUGGACACUUUCUAACCAGAUGGGAACAGCUGCUUCUGCAAAUAGACGAGAUUCGGACUUGAUAAGCCCGAGGGCUGAGGCGCUUACCAAAGCAAACGGGCAGCUGAUGUUAGACUCCCCAGCCUUGAUAGAUUUGGGACAUGGAACAGUUCGUUAUCGUCUCCCAGAUGAAAAGAGAGAACAGGAAAAUAUGAAAGUCAAAACAGGAUAUUUCUAUCACCCUCGACUUGAUGACUUUAGUGAAGAUGCUGAAGUGCGACCUGAGGACAGCUUUAAAUUUCACUAUGUGUUCAAGGGACCAAAGAAGGAUGGUAAAGUAAAACGCUUGUACUAUGUCUAUGGAACAAGCUUGUCAGCUAAAGAUGAAGGAAUCAAGCAGGAACCCCACAGGCCCAUAGGGAAAGGCUACAAUUGGCCAGAAUCGUAUAGGAAAGCUAAUAACUUGUAUUAUGAGUUGACCUUUGCUGAUCAAGGUGAGGAUGAUUUUACAGACUCAGACAGUGUAAUGACAGGUGCAGAUUCUCCAGAACUGAGUGACACUGUUGCUGAUAAAGAUAAAUUGAGAAUUGUUCUCAGUGAAAUGGAAACAGUAGACUCUCUUAAGAUGAGGAUGGCUUUAAGACUGUUGGUACCAGCAGUGAACUUUCAUAUCCUUCACAAUAAAAAAGAGUUAAGACCUGAAGACAUUGUAGGAGAUCUGAGGACACCUGAACAAGGGAACUGGAGGAAAUUUGCUGUUGUUCUAAAUUUAACUUAGUGGCUUCAUUGCAAAUUCAUAUGCAGAUGUACAGUUGUGGAUCAUAACUUCGAUUACGUUGCACCUCAAGCCCAUUGGUUAUUAAGACAACCUUUUGUUUCUCGACAGAGGUCUUUUUUUGCUCUCUAAUCCAAGUGUGAGAAACUGGUUAAUCUUUUGAUGUCUGACUUUGGUUUGACAAGCGAAGAAAGUUUCCAAAGACAAUCUAACUUAAAGAUGUCUACUUUGCUCGUUAUUUUCUCCCAUGCGCGCCAAAGUGUGAUUUGCACUGUGUUAUGCUUCUGGAUAAUCUAUGUUUUUUUGCAUUUGUUGCAUCAUGUCGCAACCUGAUAGUGAAGCAGUGAUGAUGCUUCAGUAAACUGUUUGUCUGAUUGAAAGAACCUGCGCACAAAAAAUCAGUUAGUUUUGGUCACAUGCUGAAAAGACCUACGAGUAAAGAGAUCUGAUAUUUUUUUGUCCUCAAAGGACUUGAACAAGACUGUUUUCCCAAGAAUGUACUCUGCUGACAUCUUGGAAAAACCCUGUCCUGAGAGAGGAUAAGUUUCAGGUACCAGGUAAUAGAAUGUCUCAAACAGUUGACUUGAGGUUAGUCCUUAAUGAUCAGGAAAUACGGUAAAAACCCGCAUACUCAAACAUGUAGAUUAAGAACACCCAGGCUGAAAUUUGGUAAAAAUAUAGAUAAGAGCACAUUCAACCUGAAAAUUGAAAAUUGUUCUUAUAUAUAAAAACUCUUCCCUUUUCAGUUUAUAGAACAGUGUCUGUAGCUUUA